AAAAUCUUGGCAGAACCUUGUAAUGUUAGCAAUGCUUCCAUUAAUGGUGAAAGCUCAAGGCAAGUUGCUGUGGAUGAGUAUGCUGAAGAUACUUCAGAUGAAGAAGACAUUCGAAACACAGUUGGUAAUAUUCCAAUGCAAUGGUAUGAUGAUUUCCCUCACAUCGGUUAUGAUAUUGAAGGUAAGAAGCUUAUGAAGCCUGCAACAAAUGAUGAAAUUGAUGAAUUCUUGAGCAAGAUUGAUGAUCCUAAUUACUGGCGAACUGUCAAAAAUAAAAUGACUGGUGAAAAAGUUUUCCUUACUGAUGAAGAUGUGGAUAUUAUUCAACGAAUUCAGUCUGGCAGGUUUGCGAGUAAGGAAGAUCAAUAUCAACCAUUUGAAGAUUUCUUCACUUAUGAGAAGAUGGAGCAUCCAGUAACAAACUUUCCUCCCCACAAAAGAAGUUUUAUACCAUCAAAAAUAGAGAAAGAAAAGGUCUCAAAACUUGUUUAUGCUAUUAAAAUGGGUUGGAUUAAACCAAGAGUUCCCAAAGAAAAAGAAGAAGACUUUUAUUUGAUGUGGGACAAAGAUGUGGCUGAAGAGUCCAAGCGUUUGCAGCAUUAUAUACCUGCUCCAAAAAGAAAACUUCCUGGUCAUGAAGAGUCUUAUAAUCCACCACCAGAAUAUUUGUUUACUGCUGAAGAGGAAGAAAAAUGGAAGGAACAAGAACCAGAAGAAAGAAAAUUAGAUUUUGUUCCCAAAAAGUUUUCUAGUCUAAGAGAAGUGCCAGCAUAUUCACAGUACAUCAAAGAAUGGUUUGAAAGAUGCCUGGAUUUAUAUCUCUGUCCAAGACAAAGAAAAAUGAGAGCCAAUGUGGAUCCGAACGAUUUAAUACCUCAAUUGCCAAAGCCGAAAGAUUUACAACCUUUCCCUACUACAUUGUCUUUGGUAUUCACUGGUCACACAGCAUUAGUUCGAUGCAUAUCUGUGGAGCCAUCAGGGCAGUUCUUGGCUUCUGCAAGUGAUGAUCAAACAAUUAAGAUCUGGGAAGUUCUAACUGGUAGAUGUCUUUCCACAAUCAACUUAGGUGGACCAAUAAAAAGAUUGACAUGGUGUCCAACUGAGGCAUUGUGUUUGAUACUGGCUGCAGUGGGAGAGAAAGUAUUUAUUAUCAAUCCAAGAGUUGGAGAUAAAAUUGUCAUUAGUAACACAGACACUUUGUUGGCAUCCAUUCCUGAAAGCUCUGACGAAAAAGUUGCUGAUUGGAUGUUGCCCUCAGAAGAACAAAAGAAAAUUGGAGUUCGUUUGAUCAUCACCCACAAGAAAGAAGUGAAGCAAGUUGUUUGGCAUGCAAAAGGGGACUAUAUUGCAGUAUUAUUAUCUGACAUUGGUUUUAAGUCUAUUGUGUUUCAUCAACUAUCAAAAUUUCGUUCUCAGAUGCCUUUCCAGAAAUUAAAAGGCAACGUACAAAAUGUGUUAUUUCAUCCUUUACGUCCUAUCUUUUUUGUUGCCACUCAGAAGCAUAUAAAAGUGUAUAACCUUCUCAAGCGAGAAGUUUCUAAAAUUUUGUUUGGAAAUUGCAAAUGGAUAUCAAGUUUGGCUGCUCACCCUCAAGGAGACAAUUUAAUUAUUGGUAGUUAUGACAGCAGACUUAGUUGGUUUGAUCUGGAACUUUCUACUAAACCUUACAAAACUCUCAGGAAUCACAAAAAGGCAAUCAGACAAGUGGCUUUUCACAAGAGAUAUCCACUCUUUGCUUCCACUUCAGAUGAUGGUUCAGUCAUUAUUUGUCAUGGAAUGGUUUACAGUGAUCUGCUGCAAAAUCCUACAAUAAUUCCGGUUAAAAUACUAAAAGGACAUGGCGUGUCUCUGGAUUGUAUUUUCCAUCCUCAAAGACCUUGGAUAUUUUCUACUUCUGAUGAUGUUAUCAGAUUAUAUUCUUAAAUUUUCAUUUAAUCAUUUUUGUAAAUAAAUACGUUUAUUGAAUA
This is a messenger RNA of Uloborus diversus, 1967 nucleotides long. Its product is annotated as ribosome biogenesis protein bop1-like. Bases 136 to 1923 code for a protein of 595 amino acids. Gene Ontology annotation, biological process: maturation of LSU-rRNA from tricistronic rRNA transcript (SSU-rRNA, 5.8S rRNA, LSU-rRNA); ribosome biogenesis. The transcript has 16 exons. NCBI's taxonomy places the organism in Eukaryota, Metazoa, Arthropoda, Arachnida, Araneae, Uloboridae. Gene Ontology annotation, molecular function: protein binding; ribonucleoprotein complex binding. Gene Ontology annotation, cellular component: preribosome, large subunit precursor; PeBoW complex. The record is from RefSeq and is a predicted model, not a curated record.